AGAGGAAGGGGGCGGGCCUCGGCCGCUGCCCUAACAGGCGUCAGACCGCGGCGCGGGAGACCGCGGUAUGGGGAGGGUGCAGCUCUUCGAGAUUCGCCUGAGCCAGGGCCGCGUCGUCUACAGUCCUGGGGAACCGCUGGCUGGGGCCGUGCGCUUGCGCCUCGGAGCGUCACUCCCCUUCCGAGCUAUCCGGGUGACCUGCAUGGGUUCCUGUGGGGUCUCCAACAAGGCCAACGAUGGGGCAUGGGUGGUGGAGGAAAGCUACUUCAACAGCUCUUUGUCACUGGCUGACAAGGGAAGUCUGCCGGCUGGAGAACACAACUUCCCUUUUCAGUUCCUGCUUCCUGCGACAGCACCCACAUCUUUUGAGGGUCCCUUCGGGAAGAUUGUGCACCAGGUGAGGGCGUUCAUCGACACUCCACGUUUUUCUAAGGAUCACAGAUGUAGCCUCGUGUUCUAUAUCCUGAGCCCCUUAAACCUGAACAGCAUCCCAGAAAUUGAGCAACCUAAUGUGGCCUCCACUACGAAGAAGUUCUCCUAUAAGCUGUUGAAGACUGGCAGUGUGGUUCUCACAGCUAGCACUGACCUUCGUGGCUAUGUAGUGGGACAGGUGCUGCGGCUGCAGGCUGACAUUGAGAACCAGUCAGGCAAGGAUACCAGCCCUGUGGUGGCCAGCUUGCUACAGAAGGUAUCUUAUAAGGCCAAGCGAUGGAUCUAUGAUGUGAGAACCAUUGCAGAGGUGGAGGGUACAGGUGUCAAGGCCUGGAGGUGUGCUCAGUGGCAAGAACAGAUCCUGGUGCCUGCCCUGCCCCAGUCGGCCCUGCCUGGCUGCAGCCUUAUCCACAUCGACUAUUACCUUCAGGUCUCCAUGAAGGCACCUGAAGCCACUGUGACUCUCCCAGUCUUUGUUGGCAAUAUUGCUGUGAACCAAACCCCACUGAGCCCCUGUCCAGGCACAGGGUCUUCUCCUGGGGCCUUGUCCUCAGUGGUACCCUCUGCACCACCCCAGGAAGAGGCUGAGGCAGCGGCUAGUGGCCCCCGCUUCUCGGAUGCAGUUUCCCUUUCUACCAAGAGCCAUUCUCAGCAGCAGCCACUGUCUGCUGCCUUGGGUUCCAUGUCUGUCACUACCAUUGAGCCCUGUAGUCAGGUUGGAAGCCCUGCUAGGCAUUCUCUGCACCCGCCCUUGUGUAUCUCCAUAGGUGCCACUGUCCCCUACUUUGCAGAAGGCUCCGGAGGCCCAGUACCCACCACCAGUGCCUUGAUCCUCCCCCCAGAGUACAGUUCAUGGGGCUACCCCUAUGAGGCUCCACCAUCCUACGAGCAGAGCUGUGGUGCUGGUAGUGCAGACCGUGGCCUGAUCCCAGGGAGCUGACCCUGGUGAGCUAACUUUAUGCCACCUUGUUUGGUGGGCUUGGCCUUUGCCCUGGAAUGGAAGGCCCAGGGCCUCGUGCCUUUGCUCUCUACCUGACCCAGCUACUCAGGACCUGCAGCUGUCGGGAUGACCCGACCCCUUGUGGACUACCCUCUUCUGGCUCCUCUGGAAUUAAUUAGUCCUCUUCUUGAGAGGCUGGGGUAGGGUGGCAGAGAUAGGGGCCCUGAAGAGAUUGUAUAAAUAAAGUGCUUUAUUUGUAGA
Molecule: messenger RNA, 1633 nt
Organism: Psammomys obesus (fat sand rat)
Lineage: Eukaryota; Metazoa; Chordata; Mammalia; Rodentia; Muridae
Gene: Arrdc1
Product: arrestin domain containing 1
Exons: 8
Coding region: 68-1372 (434 amino acids)
Biological process (GO): protein transport
Cellular component (GO): cytoplasm
Molecular function (GO): ubiquitin protein ligase binding; ubiquitin-like ligase-substrate adaptor activity
Source: RefSeq, a predicted model, not a curated record